UCUAAAACAAAUGUUGGAAGGCGCCGUUGUAAUUAAUUAUGGCAUUAUUCGACAGGCUUGCGAUCUGGAUGGGCAUCAGAAAGAAGGAAAUUAAUGUCCUUUGCAUCGGUCUUGAUAACAGUGGAAAAACAACGAUAAUCAACAAACUGAAACCCGCCGCGUCUCAGGCGCAAGACAUUGUUCCAACUGUAGGAUUUACAGUGGAAAAGUUUAUGUCACAAAGCCUCACCUUUACAGUUUUUGAUAUGUCUGGUCAAGGAAGAUACAGGACUCUAUGGGAACACUAUUACAAAACUGCACAAGCAGUAAUAUUUGUGCUGGACAGCAGUGAUCAGCUAAGAAUUGUGGUAGCCAAAGAGGAGUUAAAUAUUUUAUUACAACACCCAGAAAUUGCUUCAAGAAGAGUACCUAUUUUAUUUUUUGCUAAUAAAAUGGAUUGUAAUGGUCUCUCACCAGUGCAGUGUUCACAAGCAAUGGGCCUAGAUUCUAUAAGGAAUAAGCCCUGGCAUAUAUGUGCAAGUAAUGCUCUCACUGGAGAAGGACUCUCUGAUGGAGUUGAGUGGCUUGAAGAUCAGAUUCGCUCAGGAAACUUUUCAGAUCAAAGCGGGAAACGCAAAGGUCGUUAACCUUGCACUAUCUAAGCACUAGGAUUUCAAGACCUUCUACAAAUUAGGAAAAAGGAAGUUAAGUUACUUGUACUAACUGUAUAUGUUAGUGCACAAAUACAUAUGGUUGAUCCUAUCAUUUUCGGUACGGAUAUGUAGUCCUUUGAAGAGCUCCUGUUAUAUUGUUAUGUAGCCAUUAUGCUUAAUGUAUUUUCAAUUGGUUCUCAGUGGCUGUUCAAACAGAAGAGCUGCUCUCAUUGCUUUAUGUAUGUACAUACUGUUACUGGUAGUGGUUAUCAAUAGCAAUUGUCAGUGAAUGCAAAAAACAUGUUAACUUAAGUCAUGAAUAGUCAUAACAAGUGAUUGCAUUGAAGCAUUACAAUCUGAGGACCUGUAAAAAAUGGCUUCCACAUAUGGUUGCUGGCAAUCACUGUUGGACAUACCCAUAGUAUGAUAGAUAUCAUUUUUAAAGCAGUCAUGGAACAAUAUUUUAGGGUUUUCCUAGCUUUUAAAUGUUAGCUGUGUAACUGAUCGUUUCUCAGAAUGAACAAGCACCAAGGCAUUAAAUCCAGAAGGAAAAAAGAUUCACUAAAGAUGGGGAAUGUUAUGGGUCACUAAAAUCAGUUGCUAAAAAGGUACUGAACUGCACUUGGGGAAUGAAAAGUUUUGCCUGAAUUUUUCAACUUAAGAUGCAUAAACUGUGUAGAAUUUUCCAGUGACUGUAAAUGUACAUUCCAUUAAAAUAAAUUCCUUUUUGUAAAA
Messenger RNA from Pocillopora verrucosa, 1367 nucleotides. Its product is annotated as ADP-ribosylation factor-like protein 6. Gene Ontology annotation, molecular function: GTP binding; GTPase activity. Gene Ontology annotation, cellular component: cytoplasm; axoneme. NCBI's taxonomy places the organism in Eukaryota, Metazoa, Cnidaria, Anthozoa, Scleractinia, Pocilloporidae. Gene Ontology annotation, biological process: intracellular protein transport; cilium assembly; vesicle-mediated transport. The record is from RefSeq and is a predicted model, not a curated record.